AUGACAACCUUUGAAAAGAGCAAUUUGUCCCGGGUUUCGUGGCCGACGUGGACGGAGAGUUACUUCAGAAGAGAAACCGGCCCUCCCAAAUGUGAAGUGCAAGAAAAUCUUUCAGAGAAGAAAACCAUGAAUUCCAAAAUAUUCAGACGUCUGACUGUUGUGCUGGAGUUCAACUCUACAAUGCCCUUCAAGGAAAAAGCCAGGUGGCGAAAGAAAAUCACGGACAAUGGUGGCACUGUGUCUUAUAUCAUCACAAAGAAGAUAUCCUGCUUGAUUCUGUUUAAUGACAUGUUAGAGAAGACUACUUACAAAGUUCGUCAGGCAAGACGCAAUGGAGUGCCAGUGCUAAGGGCAGAGUUCAUUGAUGAUAGUCUGCAGCAGCAACAGAAACUCGCCAUGAGCCCUUACCUUGCUGGGGAGGCAAUGGAUGGCAAGAAUUUUCAGAAAGGAAAAAUCUUGAGUACAACUGUGCAUCAGGGAAUGGUAAAAAAGAAGAAAAAGAAGAUACAUCUGAACCUGAACAGUACAGAGUGCUGGCCCCUUGGGGACCCUGAUAGUCCCGAGUACAAUGAGCAAGAAUAUGUAGUAGCCAAAUGGGUGGUGCUUAAGUCCAAAGACACUGUCCAGAUCCUGGAGAUACAUGCAAGUCAAUGUGAUGUUCAUCUUCCCUUCAGGCUGUACUCCCAGACCGGAUCACUGACAGAUGAAUUGGUAUGGUUAGUCAACACUGAUGGGUCUCGGCCCACUGCCUGGUACAUGCACACUUCCAAUGAAGUCAUCAGUGGAUAUGAGCAGUUGUACCAACGAUAUACCUCCCAUCCCUACAACAUGUCAACAUGGGAUAACCCUGUGCUUGCCAACAGUGCCUUGGGAUCUACCAAACUCAGAAUGCUUUUGGGCGAGUUGUGUAUCCUGACAGCGGAAGUCAGUCCAGAUGUCGGACAGCUGGUGGAACUGGUGUGGGCAGAGGCAAGUCAUGAGGCAGAGAUGCAACUGGAUAUGAAACUCCAGCACAUCAAACAGGACAAGGUUGAUGAAGCAGAGGCUGUACUAUCACAACUUAAGACAGCUGUAACAGAAGCAGCAGACAACACUGUAAUCAGUGAUUUGCUGGAGGAAUUCUACACUGCCAUGCCACAUAAAGACGGAUUCAAAAAAGAUACAAUGUCACUUAAGGAUAUCUCUACUAAACAGGACCUGUGUCAGCUUGUAAAUGACAUCUUGGGCGUGAGUGAGGCCACAGACUGGUCCAGUGAGGCAACAACCUAUGCAAAAUAUAGAGCUCUUCGAUGUCAUGUGACCUGCCUCGACAAAGCAUCAAAGGAAUUUCAACACAUAUCAGAAAUGGUGACAGAGACAUCAGAAAGUGUUGAGGUGAGGAACAUCUACAGCGUUAGUCGCUUUCUGGAGGAGCUGGAAUUUCAGUCUGAUAUUGGAAAUGUGACAUCACUGAUGCAUGCUUCCUCUACACAUAACUUCCUUGGCAUCAUGUCCCGUGGUUUAUUGAAACCCAACUUCGUGGAAAGCUCCUACGGAGUGACCCGGACAGACAGAGGCUUGCUGGGACAUGGAAUCUAUUUUUCUGAUUCUGCAAGCAAAUGUAUCAAGUAUUCAGCUCCAAGUUCUGUGUACGGAUGUCGCCUCCUCCUGGUCUGUGAUGUGGCACUGGGACGACAGUGUCCCUAUACAACUACGGACUCCUCCCUCACAGCACCUCCCAAUGGUUACCAUAGCACCCAUGGGGUUAAAAGGUCAUCAGAGAUCAACAGUCAUUUUGAGGACAAUGAAUAUGUGGUGUACAGCCCACGGCAGCAGAGGAUACGAUAUGUAGUGGAGUUUUGUCUCCCUGAGGAUCCUGUGCUGUCUUUUCCCUCCCUUACGCUACAAUGUGACAAAGAUACAGAAGAUGACCAUCUCUCUCAAAACCUCGCUAAUGUUGACCUGUCAGAUGUGAAAGGCAUUCCAGAUCCACUCCAAAAAGUCACAGGUGGCUUGAUAGGUGGUAAAAAGUCUGUACCUCUGAAGAGUGUCCAUGUCAGGGCCAGAAUGCUGGACAUGGUCGCCAAGGUGGUCGUGCUCCAGAAAUAUAGAAACGACAAUGAUUCAGCAAUAGAAGCCAAGUACAUCUUCCCCCUGGACGACACAGCAGUCGUUUGUGGCUUUGAAGCAUUCAUCAAUGGAAAACACAUUGUUGGUGAGGUUAAAGAGAAGAAGGCCGCCCACAAGGAGUACAAAGAAGCUAUCAGUAAAGGACAUGGUGCUUACCUCAUGGACGAGGAAGAGCCAGAUGUUUUUACAGUCAGUGUUGGUAACCUGCCACCAAAAUCUGAUGUACUGAUCAAGAUUACCUACAUCACAGAACUGCAGGUAGAGGGGGAAAGUAUUGCUUUCAGAGUGCCUUCCUCAGUUGCUCCCUGGGUCAAGGACACAGCACUGGCACAGGCAACUCAGUUUGACCUUGACAUGCUGAGGAUCCAGGAUGGUGACAGAUCAUCCCUAUCACUGCAGGUUUCUGUGGAGAUGCCUUUUGAUAUUCGCAGUGUGAUGUCCCCUACACAUCAAGUUAAAUAUAAGAAAACAGCAACAAAGGCUGUGGUGGAGCUUCCAAAGAAUGCCAGACUGGAUGAUGGAUUUAUUUUGCUGGUCAGUCUGUCUGAAAUUCAUGUUCCCCGCAUGUGGGUGGAGAGACACCCUAGCAGGGCCACUCAGGCAUGCAUGUUGGCAUUCUACCCGGAAUUUGAGGCAGAAUUUGAAGAGGACCCUGAGGUCAUUUUUUUGUUGGACAUGUCAAAUUCUAUGAAGGGACAGUCAACUCGAGAUGCUAAAAAGUUAUUCCUCCUAGCUGUAGAGAAACUUCCAGAGAAAGCUCUUAUCAAUGUGCUUAGUUUUGGAACAUCUUACACAGAGCUCUUCCCUGCACCUCAGAAAAAGACCAAACAGGCUGUACAAAAAGCCACAGAAUUUAUACAGAGUGUACAACCACAAAUGGGAGGGAGCAAUGUCAAUUAUCCAGUGGAGUCCUUGUUUCUUCUAAGUCCAGCAGAGGGCAGUAGGAGUAUCUUCCUCAUCUCAGAUGGUUACCUUAGCAACAGUGAUGUGCUGUUGUCAACUGUUAGAAAAGGAAAUGCCAAAAAUAGAAUUUUCACUAUUGGUGUUGGAACAAAUGUGAACCACCACUUGAUGCGGCGCCUGGCAUCACGCGGAGGUGGUACCUAUUACCACUACAACUACAAGACACGCUCUGUUUGGGAGGCGAGGAUGACCUCACAAGUUCAGAGGGCAUGUUGUCCAGGUAUUUCUUGUGUAAAGGUUGAGUGGCAACAACACAUGGACACACCUGAUCAACCCCUACAGGCCCCUAAUCACAUCCCAAGUCUGUUCUCGGGGUCACGACAGGUCGUAUACGGAUUUGUACCGAACUGUACUCAGGCCUACUUGAAAGCCACAGUUGACAAUAUGGAGAUUUCUACCAUGGUAGCAACAACUGAACUUAACAUCACACAAGGGGAGAUGCUGCAUCAGCUGACGGCUCGUGCACUGAUCCGUGACUAUGAGGAUGGUAUCCUAAGUGAAGACAAGAUAAAACAGAGGGUGCUGAAACAGGAGAGAAAGAACACUAUUAUUCAGCUGAGCACUGAGUUCUCCAUUGUGACCCCCUACACCAGCUUCGUGGCCAUUGAAGAAAGAAACCAGAAUGAGCAGAAAAAGGAUGGACCUUCCAUUAAUGAACUUGUGGCUGAGGAGUCAGUAGACAUUCUGGAAUAUGUUGGUUGGCAGAAUCCUGAUGUAUUUGAUGAAAAAGAACCAAAAGAAAUUGUGGAGGAGCUGUUGAGGAAAGGCCUGAUAGCAGAAAGUUUCUCCCAGAUGGAAGCCAAAAGAGUCUACACCUCCAUUCUGGAUUACAAGCCAUGUCUUCAAUCUGAUGCCAACUAUGACCUCCGAGAAAAGGUCAUGGAAGCAGUUGAAAAAUUCUUCACAUGUUCCAAAGAUGACAUCAGUCAGUCAGUGUUGGUGGAGUUCCGUAAAAGUUUUCCUAUCUCGUCAACAGUUCAUGUAAAAACUCUGACUGGUAGGACUGUUGCUCUGAAUGUGUCUAAUAAAGAUACAGUGGCUGACUUGAAGGACAAAAUCUACAAGGAAGAGGGAGUCUGUCCAGAUCAGCAGAGGUUGAUAAGUAAUGGUAUAGCUCUGGAAAACACCCUCAACAUCUCUGAUCUAGAUCUGCAAAAUAAUGCUGUUUAUCUGGUACUGGCUCUGAGAGGUGGAUUAUCUUCAGAGAAAAAAGACAUUCAGCAGCAGCAGCAAAAACAACAUCUGAAAUCAGCAGGACGUGUUCCAAGGGAGCAGUUGACAACAAAAUCUGCCAGAUCUAUUUCUUUACCCUCUGAAGAAUCUUCUGAAGAUGAUGACAGUGAGGAGGUCAGUGAGGAGGUCAGUGAUGAGGAGGAAGAAAAUGAAAAGUCACUAAAAUGUAAGACGAAAUCUUCUGCCAACGGUCGAAGGGCAAGAGGGGGAAAGGGAGCUCCAAGGAAGCGGUUGGCAACAAAAGCUGCCAGAAAAUCUGCACCUGCAGUUGAUAGAUCUAUUUCUUUACCCUCUGAAGAAUCUUCUGAAGAUGAUGACAGUGAGGAGGUCAGUGAUGAGGAGGAAGAAAAUGAAAAGUCACUAAAAUGUAAGACGAAAUCUUCUGCCUACGGUCGAAGGGCAACAGGGGGAAAGGGAGCUCCAAGGAAGCGGUUGGCAACAAAAGCUGCCAGAAAAUUUGCACCUGCAGUUGAUAGAUCUAUUUCUUUACCCUCUGAAGAAUCUUCUGAAGAUGAUGACAGUGAGGAGGUCAGUGAUGAGGAGGAAGAAAAUGAAAAGUCACUAAAAUGUAAGACGAAAUCUUUUGCCAACGGUCGAAGGGCAACAGGGGGAAAGGGAGCUCCAAGGAAGCAGUUGGCAACAAAAGCUGCCAGAAAAUUUGCACCUGCAGUUGAUAGAUCUAUUUCUUUACCCUCUGAAGAAUCUUCUGAAGAUGAUGACAGUGAGGAGGUCAGUGAUGAGGAGGAAGAAAAUGAAAAGUCACUAAAAUGUAAGACGAAAUCUUCUGCCUACGGUCGAAGGGCAACAGGGGGAAAGGGAGCUCCAAGGAAGCGGUUGGCAACAAAAGCUGCCAGAAAAUUUGCACCUGCAGUUGAUAGAUCUAUUUCUUUACCCUCUGAAGAAUCUUCUGAAGAUGAUGACAGUGAGGAGGUCAGUGAUGAGGAGGAAGAAAAUGAAAAGUCACUAAAAUGUAAGACGAAAUCUUUUGCCAACGGUCGAAGGGCAACAGGGGGAAAGGGAGCUCCAAGGAAGCAGUUGGCAACAAAAGCUGCCAGAAAAUCUGCACCUGCAGUUGAUAGAUCUAUUUCUUUACCCUCUGAAGAAUCUUCUGAAGAUGAUGACAGUGAGGAGGUCAGUGAAGGAAGGAAGGAGUUGCCAACAAAAGCUGCCAGAAAAUCUGCACCUGCAGUUGAUUAUGAUAAUCAUGAUAAUGAGGUGAACAGUAAUAUCUUAGAUGGAGAUAAAGCAAAAGAUGAUUCAAUGGAAAACUUUGCAUAUAUUAUGACCGAAACAAAAUAUGUUCAACAUGAUAGAGGAAAGAUAACACAGCCCCCUUCACCACAACGUUCAGAUCAAUUUAAUGCAAGCUGUGAAGAAUUUCAAAUUUCAAGAUAUCUAGAUGAAGAUAUGGAAAUUGAGUUAGGUACUGAAGAGCCAGGUUUCCUCGAGUUAGCUUCUGAAAUAUCUGACAUGUUUGCAUCAUCUCAGGAUAAUUCACAGGCCAUCCCGUCCUAUUCACCAGCCACACCAGCCACCCCAGCCUAUACACCAACCUCUCCAGCCUAUACACCAGCCACACCAGCCACCCCAGCCUAUACACCAACCUCUCCAGCCUAUUCACCAACAACCCCAGCCUAUUCACCAGCCACACCAGCCACUACAUCCUAUUCACCAACCACCACAUCCUAUUCACCAACCUCUCCAGCCUAUUCACCAGCCUCUGCAGGAUUUUCGCCAAAAGCUUCAAAUUUUUUCAAACCCGCCUCACAAAGUUCUCAACUAGAAGUGUUGUCUAGUACAUCUGCCCCUUUAUCUCUGUUCAAUAAAGACCUGUCUCAACAAAAACGCCUAAUGCAGCCAUCAUUGAACAAUCUACCUGUUUCAACAGAGAAAUUGCCACAUAACAUACCAUCACAAGCUUUCAACUUUGGGGCUAUGAAUCAAAUGGCUUCCAACAACAUUCAAAGAGAAUGGUUUCUCUUUGGAGGUCCUCCGCAAGCAGCUCAAAUUCAAGAAUCAAGUCAACAUUCUGACAUUGGGACUGUGAAACAAAUGUCUCCAAGCAGCAGUACCAGACAAGGGUUUUCUUUUGGAGCAGCACUGUCAACAGCACAAAGAGAUGUACCAAGGCAAGGUUUUGGAUUUGGGACUGUGAAACAAGUACCUCAAAGAAGCAGUACUAGUCAAGGUUUUUCUUUUGCAGCCCAAACCCUACCAAUGGAUAAACAAAAUGAACCUGAGGAUGAUGGUACAACUAGAAGCAUCAUUGAUGGUUUCAAGAGAGAUGGAGGUGGUAUUGGUGAUGGUUUUAGGAGAGGCAGAGGUGGUCAAAGUGAUGGUUUUAGGGGAGGCAGAUGUGGUCACAAUGAUGGUUUUAGGGGAGGCAGAGGUGGUCAUGGUGAUGGUUUUAGGGGAGGCAGAGGUGGUCAAAGUGAUGGUUUCAGGGGAGGCAGAAGUGGUCAUGGUGAUGGUUUUAGGGGAGGCAGAGGUGGUCAUGGUGAUGGUUUUAGGGGAGGCAGAGGUGGUCAAAGUGAUGGUUUUAGGGGAGGCAGAGGUGGUCAAAGUGAUGGUUUUAGGGGAGGCAGAGGUGGUCAAAGUGAUGGUUUUAGGGGAGGCAGAGGUGGUCAUGGUGAUGGUUUUAGGGGAGGCAGAGGUGGUCAUGGUGAUGGUUUCAGGGGAGGCAGAGGUGGUCAUGGUGAUGGUUUUAAGGAUGCAAGAGAUAAUGUUGGUUUUAGAGAUGUCCCUAUUGUUAGUGAAUUUAAAGUUGAUCCUUUUUCAAAUAAGUGUCAGACAGCAGCAUCUACAUACUUGCAAAAUAUAAACAUGGAUUAUGCAAUAUAUGACCCAAAGACAAAUAUAAGGACAGAAAGUCACACCAGACCAUCAAGUUUAACACAAAAGGCCCUGCCUUUACAGCCACAAAGAAAGUAUUCUGAAUUAAGCAUUAUGAAUGACAAGGGUCGUGUUGAAAAAAGUGAAGAAAUGUUAAGGUCAUUGAAGUCUAUUGAUGGAACGAUGCAUAUAGCCGAAGGUAGUGGUGGUGGUGGCGGUAGAAGUCGAAGCAGAAGUAGAGAUAGGCAGAGAAGUUUCAUCAGAAGACUAAGUCGAGGCAGGCGGAGAAGUUUCAGCAGAAGUUUGAGUCGAGACCGGCAGAGAAGUUUCAUCAGAAGUCUAAGUCGAGGCAGGCGGAGAAGUUUCAGCAGAAGUUUGAGUCGAGGCAGGCGGAGAAGUUUCAGCAGAAGUUUGAGUCGAGGCAGGCGGAGAAGUUUCAGCAGAAGUUUGAGUCGAGACUGGCAGAGAAGUUUCAUCAGAAGUCUAAGUCGAGGCAGGCGGAGAAGUUUCAGCAGAAGUUUGAGUCGAGGCAGGCGGAGAAGUUUCAGCAGAAGUUUGAGUCGAGGCAGGCAGAGGAAGUUCAGCAGACGUCUGAGUCGAGGUAGGCGGAGGAGUUUCAGCAGAAGUCUGAGUCGAGGCAGGCGAAGAAGUUUCAGCAGAAGUUUGAGUCGAGACCGGCAGAGAAGUUUCAUCAGAAGUCUAAGUCGAGGCAGGCGGAGAAGUUUCAGAAGAAGUUUGAGUCGAGGCAGGCGGAGAAGUUUCAGCAGAAGUUUGAGUCGAGACAGGCAGAGGAAGUUCAGCAGACAUCUGAGUCGAGGUAGGCGGAGGAGUUUCAGCAGAAGUCUGAGUCGAGGUAGGCGGAGGAGUUUCAGAAGAAGUCUGAAUCGCGGUUAUCGUAGGAAGUUCAGCAGAAGUUUGAGUCGAGGUAGGCAUAGGAGUUGCAGCAGAAGUUUGAGUCGAGGUAGGCCGAGGAGUUUCAGCAGAAGUCUGAGUCGAGGUUAUCGGAGGAAGUUCAGCAGGAGUUUGAGUCGAGGCAGGCAGGGGAGUUUCAGCAGAAGUUUGAGUCCAAGAAAUCAGAGAAAAAGAGAACAAAAGGAAGAUGGAAACACUGGCGAAGGUUUAAGUGGUUUUGGAAAAGACCAUGAAAUUAAGUCCAGAUAUGAUGAACACAGCAGAAAAAAUUAUCAUUGCAAUCUUUGGAAAAGUAAAAAUAAGGCUAGUACAAGAAGGAAAACUGAUCAAGGCCUUUCAGACAAAAUAAAAAAAUGGAGAAAGUAUGGUGAAGAAGAGAAGAAAGAGAUCAGAUCAUCAGGAACAGAUUUAAUGGAGAGGAUUCCAUUUCCACCAAAAACAUUGAUACGUGAUGACCAUGAGAAGACAGACUUGUCUGUGAAUAUGACAGCAACUUUAAAAGUUUGGAAUGGACCAGCAAAUACAGGAGAAACAGUGUCUUCGCCAGUUUCUGAGAUUUUUGAGGAUGCUGGAAUUUGGAAAGGCAUUGUACGCAAGAUUUCCAAAGCCCCUGACACUAAGGAUCUCCUUCAACACAUCCAUCAGGGACAUUACUGGGAACUGACCCCAGAGCUGUGUCAAACCCUCGGUGUUUCCUACAUCAAAAUCACCAACCUACUAAAGCUACAAGGUCUUUACUCCUUAGGAAGCCAAGCUUCGAUAUCUGGUGAGAACAUGAUAGCAACCUAUCUUGUGUUUCUGAAGAUAAUCCAGAUCAUCUACAUGAAGCGAAAGGGAAAAUCCUUGAAGUUGGACAAAGCAGGAUUUACAACUAUUGAAUUCAAGAUAAAUUGUAACAAUGUCUUGACUGUCAAGUUAUACUCUACACAAGGACACACAGAGACAUUGCAUCUUUCUGAGGAACUGUCAGAUGUUCACAAGUGGCAACUUCAAAACCACAGUGAACAUGAGCGGCUCUGCCGAGAAUUAGAACUGGGACAUACUUUACACACAGCCACUUGGAACCUUUUCUGUGCUCUAAAUGAAAAGUCAUUCUGACUUGUUAAUUAAAAAGGCCGGAAGACGAUAAAAGAUAUUUGUUAAUCAGUAAUACCUGGAAGUUUUAAUUUUGUAUUGAAAAAUGUCACAAAGUCAGUCAGAAAGGUCAGUUUUUACCCUUGAAAUGUUUUUUUAUGUUUAAUUCACAAGAGAAAGUUACAACGAACAUUUCAUGUUAUUCGAUGUUCUCGGCUCUCGUCUAUGUGGCCCAAUAACAAUGAUAGAUACAGAACUUGUUCCAAUACAAGAUAAAGUGUGUGUAUAUAAUUUAUUUAACCACAAUUGCAAACAAGCUAUAAGCUUAUAAUAAUCACUCUUUCCUGGAUAGAAGUGUAUAAGGGAUCUUGAUUUAGAAAGAAAUCCGACUACCUGGGAAAGCCCACUUGGUCAGGCAGAUGACCCCAAUAUUGUAACCUUUUCAGGUCAGCUCAAAUGGAACCUCAAACCAUGAUAAACAGCAUCAGCAAUUGAAAGAGUAUGUUGGUGUUCAGAUAAUGAUGGUAACACAAUGUAUUUCAACUGCAGCAGAUUAAUGUCAUGUUGAGUGAAACUAUGCAAGUCAUUACUAAGCAUUGUGUUAUCAAUGUUGUUAAAAAUUCUUUUGGCAGGAGUUCAUGGAUCUGUUGGUCAAGUUGGUGAAUUAAAACAAGACUUCCCAACAAUUUUAUCAUGAUGUCACAGAAUACUGCUGGGGAUGGAUUGUACUUUUGUAGAACAAAAUCCUGGUGAUCAAAGACUCGAAAGUGAACCUGUGAUAUUUUUAUGUCAUCUGACCCAAGUGGUCAGGAUGAUCUUUAAACAUCAUGUUUCGUCCAUCGUCAUGCAUAAACUUUUCUUCUCAAGUUCAUCAUGUUGGAUUCAGCUGAAACUUUCUUUAAAUGAUCCCGAGAAGGUUCUGACCCAAUUUUGUUAUUUUCCGGGUAUAUUCAUAGUCCAGUAUGGCUGCCAUCUUGGAAGCGAUGCUGCCAAAGUGUGGUUAUUUUUUUACCUUUUCAAAAGUUCAGUAUGACAGUCAUGUCAUCCAUUUUAUCACAUGAUUGCACAAGCAUGGUUUCACUGAACAAUACCUAUUUUAAACUUGUUCAGGUCAUUCCUAAAUCAAGUAUGCACGCCUUCUUGAAAAGUAUAUUCUAAUGUUCUUUUCAUGUGCCUUGGAGCUGAAGAUUGGUUUGGAUGUUUAGAAAAAGACGACUAAGAGUUGGGUUUAUUCAGACUCGUCAAAAGUUCAAUAUGGCUGCCAUGGCGGACAUAUUGUAACAUGAUUGUGGAAUUCUUGAUUCUCUUCACAAUACCAUUAUUAUACUUCUUGCUAAGUUCUACCAAUGGUAUCCAACUGAAUCCUGCUUGAAAUGAUUCCGAGAUGUCUCUGACCAAGCUUUGUUAUUUUUCAGAUCAGCCCAAAAUCCAAUAUGGCCACCAUCUUGAUAAACACAUUUUAAACUUCUUAAAAAGUUCCACAAGAGGGAUUUAGCUGAAACUUACUUGAAAUUAACUGUUUUAGUCUGUUAACAAUUGCUCACUACUAAUACGGCUGUUACCAGUGCUUACCAGUGUUUAGAGCUUUACAGUCAGAUGACUGAUAAGACCCAUAGACCUCUUGUUGUUAUUUCUUUGUCAGUAUGAUUUGUAUUAUAAUAUAUACCUAAUUAUGUGUUAACAGCUGAGUAGAUGAAUCACUACAUUCUUUACCAUUUAAUUUGUAAAUAUGAUAUUUGUGUGGUACCAUGAAAACCUCUGUAAUUUGAUGUAAUCCUGCCUAACCAGAGUAUCAAUUACUGGUGUAAGAUGGGGUGUGAGUUAUAUGCUGGUUUGCAUGAAGCUUUCUGUGGUAUUAAUAUUUAGACAAUUUAUGACAACUUUAUUUCUGGUUUGUGGAUAUUUUCUCAACUAGAAAAAAAGUUUACUGCAGACAUAGAAACCAAAUGCUCUACUCGUUGUACAUGUAUUUGAAUACUACCUGUUGACUGCAAUCAUGAACUAUUAGGUCACCUGAUCAUUAGACAAAGUCUCAUGGUGACCUAUUGCAAUCACCUUUGUCUAGCGUCGCACAUCUGUAAACAAUUUUAUAAUUAACAUUUUUGACUUCUUCUCAAAAACAUAUUUCAAUGAAAUUUUGCAGAAACCACCUCUGGCCUAAGAUGAACCAAAAUAGUGAAUUGCACAGUCCCCUACCCACAGGGACCUGAAGGGUAGGGCCAAAAGGGGUAAAAUUAACUUCAGUUUCAAAAAUCUUCUUCUCAACACUCAGAUAUGGUAGAAUCAAGUACUCUUCAUGGAUGGAAGCAUCCUAAAGUGCUUUGACAAAAUUGUGGAUUUAAUGAUCCAUAGGUCUCACGUUUCCCCCUUGGGAGGGGGUAAAGUUUACUGUAGUUAAUAAAUAGCAAAAAAUAGAUUUUUGAGCAUAAUUUGUUUUAUUUCUAUUGGAAAUAUUUCAAUCUUGGUUAGAAUUAUGAGCGAGGACUGACAGUUUGAUGUAUGCCCAUAUUCAAACUGAAUAACCCUCGGGCUGGGGCUGAUGGGCAGGGCCAAAAGAGGUAAAAUUGACUUAAAUUUCAAGCAUCUUCUCCACACCCAUAUAUUGUAGAAUCAAAUGCUCUGUAUGAAGGGAAGCAUCUUAAGGUGUUUUUAUUACCAAGUGGAUCUCAUUUCUUCCUUGGGAGGAAGUUAACUUUACUGUUAUUUUCAUAGAAAAAUUGCAUUUUUGAGUAUGACAUUGUUUAUUUCCCACUGGAAAGAACUUUGUGUGAAUGAUUAGUAUAGGAUGACAGUUUUGAUGGUAUGCAGGUAUUGACACUGGUUGAUUAUAUUCAUUGUCACAAUUUCUUUUUCAUGACAUUUGAAAGCAACUUCUCUUUUAACCUUUAUAUUAAAUAUCAUUAUCUCAGGUGACUGUCAAGGCUGCUAGGCCUCUUGUUAUAUCCCUUGGCAUGAAAUGGAUUUUGGUAAUAGUGUUCCUAAUUUGGUUUCAGCCUAUACAUCUUUGACUAAAGCAAAAAAAUUAAACUGGAAUUUGGUUUGUAGAUCAGCAUCCUCUAAACACCUCGUUAAGUUAUUAGGAUAUACCAGCUAUCAUUUUAAUUCCUCUAGGAAAUAGAAUAUAUCAUUUUAAGCAGGUAGCACUGGGGAAACAUGAAGAUGCAGGUCAAGAUUUUAUAUGGAUCCAGUCAACAAGUUCUUUCCCGAGCCCUUGAACUUAGCAAAUUUAAAGAUCUUGUGUCAGUUUCACUAAUUAUGCUAUAUUUUGAGAAAAGAGAUUGAUGCAUAAUGUUGUGAAAGGAUUUGUUGCUGGAGAGAGCUGUACAUUCCUAGUUAUAUUGUAUAUGUGUGUGUGUAACCCUGGUUAUUGUUAAUGCUCAUCGAUAUGUAGGUUCUAUCAGUAGCAUGAGAGAUCUAAGUAAGGCAGCGAUCUUAAAACUUACAGAUGUCAGUGAGUAGUCCAAACGUUGUUUUGGAAAUACAUAACUAAUCCAAUUGUGUCAUGGUGUAA
Messenger RNA from Ylistrum balloti, 12634 nucleotides. RefSeq lists its product as uncharacterized. Gene Ontology annotation, biological process: transcription by RNA polymerase II. Gene Ontology annotation, cellular component: nucleosome. NCBI's taxonomy places the organism in Eukaryota, Metazoa, Mollusca, Bivalvia, Pectinida, Pectinidae. The transcript is spliced from 38 exons. The coding region runs from base 1 to 9147 and encodes 3048 amino acids. The record is from RefSeq and is a predicted model, not a curated record. Gene Ontology annotation, molecular function: protein binding; structural constituent of chromatin; NAD+ poly-ADP-ribosyltransferase activity.